AUGAAGCAGCAGCAGUGGUGCGGGCUGACGGCCAAAAUGGGCACCGUGCUGUCGGGGGUCUUCACCAUCCUGGCCACCAACAUGUACCUCAUCUUCGAGCGGAAGCACCUGGGGCACAGCAACUGCUCCGAGAUCAGCCUUCAGGAGGAGGGCCCCAACCCCGCGAGGCAGUUCCUCAUCUGCUGGAGCUACACGACCGUGCUGUGCCUGUCCGCGGUCACCAUCGUCCUCAGCUGCCUCCUGCUGUACGCCGUGUACGCGCAGAUCUACAGCGGGCUGCUGGUCUACGGGGUCUGGAUCCUCUUCUACGAGGCCGUCAACCUGGUGGUCCAGGUCUUCACCAACAAGUUCAGCUCCGCCGAGGUGCGCGCCAUGCGCUGGCUGGGCUUCGUGCUGCGGACCCUCCUGCACUGCUACGGGCUGUUCUUCGUCAUCAUCUACGCCCACAUCAUCUACAAGAGCCAGAACCAGGGGAACAUCGUCUUCUACAACAGGCGCGUUUCCAUGGGCGGCGGAGAGACUCCUCGGCAGAAGUCAAAGAUCCUGAGCUUUGUCCACCACUAUAAAGAAUGA
Messenger RNA from Marmota flaviventris (yellow-bellied marmot), 573 nucleotides. RefSeq names its product transmembrane protein 217 (gene Tmem217). NCBI's taxonomy places the organism in Eukaryota, Metazoa, Chordata, Mammalia, Rodentia, Sciuridae. The record is from RefSeq and is a predicted model, not a curated record.